Messenger RNA from Bipolaris oryzae ATCC 44560, 990 nucleotides. RefSeq lists its product as uncharacterized. Gene Ontology annotation, biological process: L-proline biosynthetic process. The record is from RefSeq and is a predicted model, not a curated record. The coding region runs from base 1 to 990 and encodes 329 amino acids. Gene Ontology annotation, molecular function: pyrroline-5-carboxylate reductase activity. NCBI's taxonomy places the organism in Eukaryota, Fungi, Ascomycota, Dothideomycetes, Pleosporales, Pleosporaceae. The transcript has 2 exons.
AUGGCCCAGAACAGGCUCUGCGUCCUAGGCUGCGGCAACCUCGGCACCCCCAUCCUCUCAGGCCUCCUCAACUCGCCCAAUGCCACCCAAUUCACCCACUAUACAGCCUGCAUUUCCUCUGCCAGCUCCGAAUCCCGCCUCAGCACUCUCUUCGCCCAGCACAUCACUUCAGAAAAACUCUCCAUAGCCCGCUCCACCCCCUCCAUCGCCCACGCAAUCCAACACUCAAGCAUAAUCCUCCUCGCCGUCGACCCCUCCCAAGUAACUUCUCUCCUCAACAACCCGGAGAUAGCCUCAUCUUUCCACCUCCAUUCUCCCGACAAAACGCCCAAAAACGAAGACGGGAAAUUAGUAAUAAGCGUAAUAGCCGGUCUCUCCACCACACGCCUCUCCACCCUCUUACCCCCUUCCCCCUCGUCCUCCCCUCUCCCCACCACCGAAACCAACCCAACCCUCCACAUCCUCCGCGCCCUCCCCACAAUCCACGCCCAAAUCUCGCACUCCCACACCGCCAUCCAACUCCCCCUUCCCAGCACUCCCCCCUUCCCAACUCACCAUCUCGAAACAGCCACUACCCUCUUCUCCAGCAUAGGAACCACAACGCUCAUCGCCGAAUCCCACAUGGCCGCCACAACAGCCGUCAGCGGCUCCACACCCGCCUUUUGGGCCGUAAUCGUGGAUGCAAUGGUGGACGCAGCGGUUGCCGUAGGACUACCGCGGGCAAUGGCGCAGGAGCAGGUGUAUAGGAGUAUGGCUGGGAGUGCAGAGAUGUUUUUGCGGGGAUGGAAGACGGGCGAGGUGAGGGAUAUGGGGACGAGUCCUGAGGGGUGUACGAUUGGGGGGAUCAUGGUGUUGGAGGAGAUGGGGGUGAGGGGUGUGGUGGGGAGGGCGGUGAGGGAGAGUGUUACGAUUGCUAGGGAGAUGGGGAGGGAACAGGAUGGGCAGGGACAAGGAGGGGGGAGACAUGUUAAUGAUACGAGGAGGGUGUGA